Messenger RNA from Megalobrama amblycephala (Wuchang bream), 2366 nucleotides. RefSeq names its product hemojuvelin BMP co-receptor (gene hjv). Lineage: Eukaryota; Metazoa; Chordata; Actinopteri; Cypriniformes; Xenocyprididae. The transcript has 5 exons. The record is from RefSeq and is a predicted model, not a curated record. The coding region runs from base 294 to 1520 and encodes 408 amino acids. Gene Ontology annotation, molecular function: coreceptor activity. Gene Ontology annotation, cellular component: plasma membrane. Gene Ontology annotation, biological process: BMP signaling pathway.
GCAGGUGCGCGCGGCGGGUGAUUUACGUGUCUCACUCGUGCGGGACGGUGACGCGGGGGUCACGCCGCACAUGAGUCCGUCACAUGAGCGCGUCAGUGACAGAAGUGACGGGCAAAGAUCUCAGCGUCGGUCUACAGGAGAGAGUCCUCUGAUUCUGCUGUACAACAUAAUCAUGACAGUAUCAGUCUCUUGAUGGGUCUCAGGAACUCAUAAUUGAUCAGAUGAACUUUUGAGUGCUCUUCAGCACCUGUGCAGACACCUGUGAGCAGGCCGUCCUGCCUGUGUCUGUAUGGAUGGGAAUGGCAGCAUCAGCUGUCCGUGGGAAUCAUUCACACAAAACAUGGAAACACAUUGUGAUCAUAAUUACAACGGUCCUGCUCUUUAGUGCUCCAUCAGUGUGUGCACAGUGUCGAAUCUUGAGAUGCAACUCAGAUUUCGUGGCUGCGACUCUGGAGUUGGGUGUUAUUGGAAGUGGGGGUAAGGAUGGGGCUAAUGCCGGCUACUGCAGCGCCCUGCGAUCCUACGCGCUCUGCACCCAGCGGACGGCCCGAGCGUGCCGUGGAGACCUGGCAUACCACUCUGCCGUGCAGGGCAUCGAGGACCUGCUCAUCCAACACCGCUGCCCCAAAACAGGGCCCACAGCUCAGCCACGGCCCCUGCCCCAGGCCCCUCUCUCAGGGGACGGAUGCUUCUAUGAGAAGGGGUUUAUGCAGAGGGAGGGCCGGGCCCCUGAGUACCUGCACUGCGGGGUGUUUGGGGACCCUCAUAUCCGCACCUUUAAUGAUGAGUUCCAGACAUGUUCAGUACAGGGCGCCUGGCCUCUCAUAGACAACCAGUACAUGUACAUCCAGGCCACCAGCACGCCCACUAGAGGGAGCUCUUACACCACCAUCCUCACAAAGAUCACGGUUAUCUUGAAGAACUGGCGUGAGUGUGCAGAGCUGCAGAUAUAUCAAGCAGAGCUGGAUAACGUUCCCCCGGCGUUUGUGGACGGUUCUGUGAGCAGCGGCGAUCGCAGAGGGCACCAGAGCCUGCGCAUUCACUCUCACGACCCUGGCCGACACGCUGAGAUCUGGGCCACUCACAUCGGGACGACGCUAGUGGUGCGUCAGGUCGGUCAGUCGCUGAGUCUGUCCGUCCGCUCCCCUCGUGCGAUCGUGGAGUCCUAUACACCUGAGCAGGACCUGCAGUUGUGCGUAUGGGGGUGUCCGGUCUCACAGCGUCUGGAGAUGCCACACGCGCAUCCGUCCACACCUGCAUACUCGCACUGUUCCUCACUGCUUCCGGUGCGGGAUGUGUAUUUCCAGGCUUGCCUGUUUGAUCUACAGGUCACUGGGGACUUGAACUCCAGUGCAUCAGCUGCGGCUGCUUUAGAGGACGCUCGCGCAAUGAUCUCUGACCCUGAUAGAGUUCACCUGCUGACGGACAGGGCAGGUACCAAUCUUCCAUCGCUGCCGGUGGUUCUGGCCUUUAGUGUCCUCACAGAGACCCUCAGACACACUAUCUCGGGCCCAGUGUGACAUCAAAAACACUGCACUAAAGCAGGCCUUGUGUGAUAUUUAAAGGAUAUUUAUACUAUUGUUCAGUGUUUACAUCUCAGUGGUUUGGAGGUUUGUGUUUUGUGAAUAGAGGCUGUCUGGAACAGCUUUGUUAAAAGGAAUUGUAUUGUGGUUAUUUCAGUGUUAAACACGUGUGUGAAUUAUAAAUGUAACAUAUUUGUGAACAUUUUUAGCAGGAUAAACUUGAAUAACCUUUGCAAAAAUGUAAAUAUAAAUGAUAUUUAGUCAUGCGACUCGUGUAUGUUUUCUCAAAGGUGGAUUAACUUUAUGCAGGAGUGUAUUUAUAAUAAAGAACAAAAUGUAAAAUAUUUCCACAGAGCAGAAGCUCAUUGUCACAGUAUUAAUUAAAGAAGGUCAGUAGGGUUAUUCAAGAAUUUAAUUCAUUUUUUAUUUUUAUUUGUCAUUUGAAUUGUUUAAGUUUCAGUUUUUCAGUUUUUUAAAAUUAUAUUUAGUUUUUAGUAGUAUUUUAUGGCUACCAAAGUUAAUGCAUUACCUGAAAUUAUUUAAAUAUAUUUGUUAAAGUUAUGUUUAAUGAAGGAGGGUUGUACUCAAUUCAACUAAAAAUUUAUUGUAUUUGUUUUACCAAGUCAUUUUAUUACUUUAUUUAUUUUCCCAUUAUCACAUUUAUUUAUUUUCAAUUUCUGCAGGUUUGGGCUUCCGUACUGGAGUCAUAAAAAUGUUUUUCAGUGUAAUUUUAAGUGCGUAACGAUAAAAACACUGGGAGACAUACUGUAAGACACUGCAGAUCAUGUCAAAUUGCAAUAAUCACUUUUCCAAAGCUAAAAUAAAGAGUAUUGAAUCAUUUUC